AUGACCGCGACGCGCCGAAUCCAGCGGCGUGGGUCACGGUGCCACCGCGUCCCGCGGCGCGUCCUGUUCACGUCCCACGCCGUGCUCGCUCUCAUCUUAGUAGCCGCUGGAGGCUGCUUCUUUAAUGGCGGUGGCAUGCGCGGCGUGUCCGCCGCGCCGGUCCCCGUGGCGGCUUGCUUCAAGUCGACGUUACCUGGUUACACGAACGCCGCCGCUCUCUCACGGAAAGGGCUAGUGCUACACUGGAAGAACGUCAACCCAACUACCAUCGAUUUCGCGUUGGAGGCAAAAGCUGCGAGUGGCGCGCACAAGGGCUGGAUCUCCGUCGGAUUCUCCAAGGCGGGCAAGAUGACCGGCUCGGAUGCGGUGAUCGGCAACCUGCCUCGGCCGAACGUGAUUGGUCCGUACUUCAUGGCGAGCAUUUCGAAGUCGUCGGUAACGAGGACGAACAAGUUCGCGAUCACAAAGACGAGCGUGGUUACCAACCCCCAGGGAACCAUCAUGAAGUUCACCCGCUCUGGCCCUAAGGGUACUGUCCCUGUGAAGUACACUGGGAAGAACUUCAUUCUGUGGGCCUAUUCCGCCACUGGCAAGUCCAAGACCCUGGACAACCACACUCCAAUGAACAGAGGUGCCGUGUCUAUCAACUUCGGCUGCAAGGUGUAA
This is a messenger RNA of Closterium sp. Yama58-4, 666 nucleotides long. The record is from the annotation of a GenBank genome assembly. NCBI's taxonomy places the organism in Eukaryota, Viridiplantae, Streptophyta, Zygnematophyceae, Desmidiales, Closteriaceae.